Molecule: messenger RNA, 768 nt
Organism: Metarhizium album ARSEF 1941
Lineage: Eukaryota; Fungi; Ascomycota; Sordariomycetes; Hypocreales; Clavicipitaceae
Product: HAD superfamily hydrolase
Exons: 1
Coding region: 1-768 (255 amino acids)
Molecular function (GO): phosphatase activity
Source: RefSeq, a predicted model, not a curated record
AUGGACGGCCUGCUCCUGGAUACAGAAGAUCUCUACACGCUCUGCGUGAACCUCGUCCUGGACAAGUACGGACGGCCGCCGCUGCCGUGGUCCGUCAAGGCCAAACUCCAAGGCCGCCCAGGUCCCGACGCGGCCAGGAUCUUCUCCGACUGGGCCCGGCUGCCCAUCACCCACGACGAGUACACGGCCCAGCUCCUGGUGUUCCAGAAGCAACUGUUUCCCACGACCAAGCCGCUGCCCGGCGUGGUGGACUUGCUCAGCAAGCUCGUGCAACCGGACGCGGCACGCGUCCACAUUGCUCUGGCGACGAGUUCCCACAGGUCCAGCUACGAGCUCAAGACCGCCCACCUCGAGGACGUGCUGUCCAUGUUCCCGGAAAACCGCCGCGUGCUCGGCGACGACGCUCGCCUGCAGCCGGGGAGGGGCAAGCCACUGCCCGACAUUUUCUUGCUGGCCCUCAAGACCAUCAACGACUCCCUCCCGGCCGGCGAGAAGCCAAUCGCGCCCGAGGAGUGCCUCGUGUUCGAGGACUCUGUGCCAGGCGUCGAGGCCGGCCGACGCGCGGGAAUGAGAGUGAUUUGGGUCCCGCACAAGAAGCUCAAGGAAGAAGUGGCCGGCAGGGAGGCGGAGAUUCUGGCCGGCCGCACCGGAGAGGCCGGAGACGUGGAAAUGCACCAGGUGGGCGAGAUUGGGGACGGCUGGGCCGAGGAACUGGCCACCUUGGAGGCAUUCCCGCUCAAGAAGUACGGCAUUGCUGUUCCUUGUUGA